Molecule: messenger RNA, 3808 nt
Organism: Fopius arisanus
Lineage: Eukaryota; Metazoa; Arthropoda; Insecta; Hymenoptera; Braconidae
Product: 1-phosphatidylinositol 4,5-bisphosphate phosphodiesterase
Exons: 16
Coding region: 223-3456 (1077 amino acids)
Biological process (GO): phosphatidylinositol-mediated signaling; release of sequestered calcium ion into cytosol; lipid metabolic process
Molecular function (GO): phosphatidylinositol-4,5-bisphosphate phospholipase C activity; calcium ion binding
Source: RefSeq, a predicted model, not a curated record
UUCUGUCACUUGAAAAGUUCCUCCAAAGAAUCUCCAAAACCAAUUCAAAUAAUUAUUCCUCGCAUUAGGAUAAUUUUCUAUUUAUUUUUUCCACAAAAAUUAAUUUAUCGUGGUCGAAUGCGAAUUUAGAAAUAAUUAUCUCGUCAGUAUUGUUGCUGAUAUUUAUAACAACGGAUGGAAUGAGUCGUGGAAUUUAUUAGUUUGUGGAGUUGAAGGACGAAAAUGACGAAAAAAUUUGAGUUCAACUGGCAAAUUGAGGUGCCAGAAUUUUUGAGAACUGGUGCGACAUUCGAUCGUUGGUAUGAGGAUAAGGAAACGACAGAGUAUGAACCCGAUGCGUUAUUCAAAGUCGAUGAAUAUGGAUUUUUCAUGUAUUGGAAGAGCGGCCCCAAGGAUGGAGAUGUUAUGGAAUUGGCGCAAGUGUGCGAUAUUCGGUAUGGAGGGACCCCAAAAGAUCCCAAAUUAUGUAAUAAAUUGAGUAAACAUGGAACCACAGAGCAAUUGGACGCAAAAAGUCUCACCGUGUGCUCUGGUUUGGAUUACACAAAUAUUCAUUACGAGCACAUUGUUCUGUCCAGCCCAGAACAAGCAAAGGAGUGGCAAUCAGGUUUACGAUUAAUAACGCACAAUACGAAAGCCAGCAAUGUCUGUCCGAUGACCCAAUUGAUGAAGCAUUGGAUGCGACUUCGUUUUUCUACCGAUCCCAAGGGAAAAAUCCCGGUCAAGGUCAUCGCGAAAACCUUUGCUUCCGGAAAAACUGAGAAACUCGUGUAUCAGUCUUUGUCGGAGGAGGGGCUUCCGAAUGGAAAAAGCGACAAAAUAGACGUCGAAGCUUUUACCCUCGAGAAAUUUAAAUCCCUGUACUUCAAAUUAUGUCCUAGGAAUGACAUUGAGGAAUUAUUCUCGAGCAUAACAUCCGGUAAAAAUGAUGCGAUCAGUUUAUCCUCACUUGUGAAUUUUAUGAAUGAGAAGCAGAGGGAUCCCAUGCUCAAUGAAAUUCUGUAUCCCCUGUAUGAUGAGAAGAGGUGUACAGAAAUAAUUAAUGAUUACGAGCCAGAUGAAACCAUGAGAACAGCCAAAAAAAUGUCGAAGGAUGGAUUCGUCAAGUACUUGAUGAGCGACGAGAAUGCUCCAGUCUUUUUGGACAAACUGGAGGAGUGGAUGGACAUGGAUCAACCUCUGUCCCAUUACUACAUCAAUUCCAGUCAUAACACUUAUCUGAGUGGUCGUCAGAUCGGUGGAAAAAGUACUGUAGAAAUGUAUCGACAAGUUUUACUAGCCGGUUGUAGAUGCGUCGAGUUGGACUGCUGGGAUGGAAAAGGUGAGGACGAGGAGCCUAUAAUAACUCAUGGAAAAGCCAUGUGCACAGACAUCCUCUUCAAGGAUGUGAUUGUCGCACUGAGAGAUUGCGCAUUCGUUACGAGUGAUUAUCCAGUAAUCCUGAGCUUCGAGAAUCACUGCUGCCUGAAGCAACAGUACAAGCUGGCGAAAUAUUGUAACGACAUUCUUGGAGAUCUGCUGAUGACUGAACCACUCAAAGAUCAUCCGUUGGAACCAGGAUCACCCCUGCCUCCCCCCAGUGCGCUCAAGCGGAAAAUUCUCAUCAAGAACAAGCGUCUUAAACCGGAAGUGGAGAAGGUCGAGUUAGAGUUGUUUAAGUCGGGCCAAUUCGAGGCUAAGGACGAGGUGGUGGAGGAUCCUAAUGCUCCUCCCUCUGAGGCACCUCCACCAGAAGCUGCAGCACCACCACCUGGUGAAGGUGGUGAGGGGCCACCGGGGGAAGGGGGUGACGCCGCGGUCGCGACCCCCUACAGUGGCAGCACCAUGGCCUGUCAUCCCUGGUUAUCAUCAAUGAUUAAUUAUGCCCAGCCGAUAAAAUUUCAAGGGUUUGACGUCGCCGAAAAGAAAAAUAUCCAUCAUAACAUGAGCUCAUUCUCGGAGACAGCAGCCCUCAACUAUCUGAAGACAUCAGCAGUGGAAUUUGUUAAUUACAAUAAGCGACAGAUGAGUAGAAUAUAUCCAAAGGGUACCAGAGCUGAUUCCUCGAAUUAUAUGCCUCAGGUGUUCUGGAAUGCCGGCUCACAGAUGGUUGCAUUGAACUUUCAAACGCCAGAUUUACCCAUGCAACUUAAUCAGGGAAAAUUUGAGUUCAAUGGAACAACUGGGUACUUGUUGAAGCCGGAGUUCAUGAGGAGAGCUGACAAAACGUUUGAUCCAUUCGCAGAGGGGGUGGACGGUGUUAUCGCAGCUUCCUGCUCUGUCCAGGUCAUAGCUGGACAAUUUUUAUCUGACAAGAAAGUCGGGACCUACGUCGAAGUUGAUAUGUACGGUCUACCAGCUGAUACAAUCAAAAAAGAAUUUCGCACGCGUAUGAUUCCAGCGAAUGGUCUCAAUCCCGUCUAUAACGAAGAGCCAUUUGUUUUUCGUAAGGUAGUUCUUCCGGAUCUCGCUGUUCUUCGGUUUGGGGUCUAUGAUGAAAGUGGAAAACUUCUCGGCCAGAGGAUUCUACCCCUCGAUGGAUUGCAAGCCGGAUAUCGCCACAUUUCCCUCAAGACCGAAGCCAACUUUCCGAUGGCACUUCCCAUGCUGUUCUGCAAUAUUGAAAUCAAAAUUUAUGUUCCCGAUGGGUUUGGAGACUUUAUGGCGAUGCUGUCGGAUCCCGGUGGUUUUGCAAAAGCAGCGGAGAAGCAAGCGGAGAACAUGAAGAACCUCGGAAUUCAACAGACCGAGCAGAAGAAGAAGGAGGAGGGACCCAAAUGGGAGGAAUUCAAGCCCGAGCCAAUUACUCUGGAUUCAUUGAGGCGUGAAAAGGCAUACAAACUCGGUAAAAAGCAGAGUAAGGAGUUGGAUUCACUGAAGAAGAAGCAGAAGAAGGAGAAAGAGACUAUGUUAAAGGCCCAUUGUACAGCUAUGGAAAAAUUGACCAAGGGAAAGGAUAAAAAUGCCAUAUUGGCCGACGCUAAUGUGAAAAAAGUCGUUAAAGAACAGACCCAGCAGUGGUCCGAGAUGAUGGGAAAGCACAGAAAGGAAGAGUGGGAAAUGCAUAAGGCCCACAUCACUGCUGGCAAAGACGAGUUCAAGAGAGUUAUGGAGAUCGUUCAGGCUGGGCAGUUGAAACAAUUGCAGAUUAAACAGGACAAGGAUUCCAAGGACUUGAAUGCAAGUCAAGCGAAGGUGAAUGCCGAGACAGCGAAAGACGUUGCCAACGACAAAGCAUUAAAAACUAAAGGUGACAAGGAGCGACGACUUCGUGAGAAGAAGCAGAAUAACAUAAAGAAAUUUACGGAGGAGAGGAAAACAUUGGGAAUUAGGCAGGAUCGAGAGUCCGGUAAGAUAAAGACACUCCAUGAGAAGCAGAUUGCGGAUUUGGAGAAGACAAUCGAGUGCACUUUCGAGAGGUACAAUCACGCUGCCAUGAAUUACGAGAUGUCGUCGAAAUUCGAGUUUAUGGUGUAAUGACUAUCGAUUGUCCAGUUAUUGAAUUCACCGAUAAUUCAUAAAUAAAAUUUCGAAUUUUGAUUAUGAGUUUCAGUUGGAAUUCUGCAUUUAAUCAGAUGAGUUUAUGUCGAAUAAUGGAUUUUCAAACUAAUCGAGAUCUCGAACCAAAAGUCGCUUUGUAUCGAUCAUUUCUCGAUGGAAUUCAGCUUUCUGUUGAAUCACUCUUCGAGAUAUUCUGAAGAAUGUGAAUGAAUGCCAGAUGCAGAAAUAAUCGCUGUUACCAAUAGCCGAUUUCUGAUUCGAUUUAUGAGUCAUGUAGCCAGUUGUUUUAAAAUACUCAAGUUCUGGAGGCAAUGUGAUGAUAAUAAAA